Formica exsecta is the source of this 1321-nucleotide messenger RNA. RefSeq lists its product as uncharacterized. The transcript is spliced from 3 exons. The record is from RefSeq and is a predicted model, not a curated record. The coding region runs from base 179 to 544 and encodes 121 amino acids. NCBI's taxonomy places the organism in Eukaryota, Metazoa, Arthropoda, Insecta, Hymenoptera, Formicidae.
UCGCGUUCAGCAGAGAAAGUAGCGACGCAACUGUUGUAAGAUUUUCUGCUGAACGCCACAUAGCGGCUUACGCUCUUACAACAUGUUUGCUGAGCGGUCGCCAUUUUAUCCAUCAUAUUAAAAGUACGCUACAAUCGUACAACACGUUGUAAAUCCAGAGAAACAUAACCCUGACACAAUGCAACAAGAAAUGGAAAUGUAUUAUAAUUAUAAUAAUAUGACCUAUUGCAUCACUGCAACAAGCGAUAUACAUGACAAACUACAAAAUGAUCCCGAAUUUUUUAAUAAAUAUUUCGCCACCAAUAUAACUUCAAGUGAAGUAGUAGGUGUGAUGGAGAAAGAAAAUAAUGAUCCCAUAAUAGAAUCAUUCAGUUGGACGAGGCAAAGUACCAAGCUUCUUUUAGAAAAGUAUCAUGAAAGAAAAACUAAAUUUCGUGAUCCAAAAAUUAAAAAAAGCUCUUAUGGACAGAAAUUGUUGAUGAAUUCGAAAAAAAUAAUUAUAUUGUUAACGAAGACACUCUGGACCGCAAGAUGCGAAACUUAAAAAAAUCUUAUAGGAAUAUUUUAGACAAUAAUAAAAAAACGAGUACUGGUCGUGGACGUAUUAAUUGGGAAUGGUACGACCUCAUGGAAGAAAUAUAUAGAGAAGAUCGUACUGUACACAUAGGUCCAACAAUAUCUUCUAUGGCAAUAAAUAACAACGCAGUUAAUGAGGAACAUAACAGUUUGACCCCAUCUACGUCGACUUGCGGAGAUCAAAAUAUAAGUUCUGCUUGCUCAGAAAUGGAAUUUGCUGAACAAAUCACAGAAAACGAACAGUCAAACAGGUGUGUAAAAACGUUUGUGCAAGGUAAUUUAUAUGUUUUUGAUUGGCUUCAAAAUUGUGCGCGAUUAAAUUUUGGUACAGUUAACUAUGAUUAUGGUAAAAAGAAAUACUCUAUUAAAAGUACAAUUCUUAGGCAGCAGUUAGUAUGUUACGAUAGUACGAGUAAUGAUACAUCGAGCCAGGAUAACAUGAAGACUAAAACACAAAAAGCUGCCAAAUCAAAAGUUAUGUACGAUUUACGAAAAAAAUUAUUAGACUGUGAAGAAAAAAGAGUGGAAGCGAUAAAUAAAUUAACUGAGACUAUAGAAGAACAUAAUAAAAUACAACGUGAAAGAAAUGAUAUUUUGCGGAAUUUAGUAUCGCACGCAAAACAGUAAACACUUGUGUUCAAGUAUAGAAAUAUAAUAAUAUAUGCAAAGAAAACUAAGAGAUAUAAAAUGUUCUGUUGUUUCAUAUAUAAAAUAUAUAUAUAUUAAAUUAUUUUAUAUAUAAAAU